This is a messenger RNA of Haliotis rufescens (red abalone), 7326 nucleotides long. Its product is annotated as NFX1-type zinc finger-containing protein 1-like. The coding region runs from base 114 to 4907 and encodes 1597 amino acids. The record is from RefSeq and is a predicted model, not a curated record. Gene Ontology annotation, cellular component: nuclear RNA-directed RNA polymerase complex. The transcript has 3 exons. Gene Ontology annotation, molecular function: helicase activity. Gene Ontology annotation, biological process: regulatory ncRNA-mediated heterochromatin formation. NCBI's taxonomy places the organism in Eukaryota, Metazoa, Mollusca, Gastropoda, Lepetellida, Haliotidae.
UCAGUAGCAGUAUAAAUUGACCGUGCGUCUUUUUAGAAGCUCAUUCAGACUUGGAACAUGGUGUCAGUAUAUUAAAUGCAGCACUCGCCUUCCUAAUUACCUGGAUUUUUCCGAUGUCACAUCAAAAAGGUGCAUGGGGGUGGAGUCAAGGAGGCGGAGGAUCUCGAAGAGGAAGAAGAAGACACCAAACAAGAGGCUAUUAUGACAUGGACGAAUACCGACGUCAAGGGCAAGGAAGGGUAAGAGGAAGAGGACAAAGAAGACAGAUUGGGUUCGAACGAUUAAGAGAUCUCACAGAUGAAGACAAUGUUGAAAAUAUAACUUUAGAACUCGCAAGUGAUAAAAGUGGUUUUGAGUCAAUGUUACAUAGUUCUUUUAUGCGCAUGGAUGAAGUCUGUCUUGUCCUUGAUGUGGUAGUCAAAAUAACCCGUACGCAUCAAAAAGAAGGCCUGAAAAAGGUUCUGAAGAUGCUAUGCACAUCUGGUUUUUUGGAAACCCAUCUUGUAAGGUUUAUCGAACAGCUCCGAACAUACUCUGAGAUUGAAUACAAUUGUGACAAUGUGUGCGUUAUAUGUCAGGAAAUACUGAAGAAACUCCCAAGGUAUGCAGAGGAAUGCAUUGUUGCUUUACAAUUUAUUGGGGAAGUGUUCUAUGAUAGCGGUUUGAUCCAUGAUAACCCUGAACUUGAAGCAUAUAGAGCAGAUUUGGAGGAGACAUGUAUUCAGCACAUGCAGUAUGGUUUUGAAAGAGAGGAUGAAGAACCACCGAACAACUACAGGGAUCUAGAGAUGUUUCCCAGCCCCCAGGAGUUGCUGGCAGAUGAGAAGCCAUUCCUGAGGGAGAACAAAGACAAGGGAGCCUACUCUAACUUAGACACUUACCUUGAUGUUCAGUUCCGGUUAUUACGGGAGGAUUACAUCCAACCAUUGAGGAAAGGUAUACUUGCGUACCAACAAUGCAAAUUAGACCAAGUUCCAAACAAGGUUGCAGAUACAUGGUUGUAUCACAAUGUACACAUAAUCCGCUCGAUUUGCUCUGAUGAUGUUGACACACGGUUGACAUUUGAUGUUUCUCGUGUUGGAAGAAUUCGAUGGCAGUCAACUAAAAGGUUGAUCUAUGGUUCUCUGGUUUGUCUCUCAAAUGACAACUUUGAGACGAUGCUCUUUGCAACUGUAACAAACAGAACUGUUCACGAUUUAUUGAAAGGGAACAUAGAGGUUAGGUUUGAGCAAGAUUUUGACAUUGUACUCAACAUAUCUCCAACUGACACAUUCAUUAUGGCUGAAACCCCAGCUUACUUUGAAGCCUAUAGGCAUGUCCUUUCAAAACUGCAACAGAUCGAAGACUCCCUUCCAUUCCAACAGUAUCUUGUUGACUGUGAAACAAACAUCCAAGAACCGGAAUAUAUAGAUCAUAGUGUGCGAUACAAUAUGACUGCUCUUGGAGGAUACAUGUACAGGGCAUAUCUUUCAUCAGUACCAUUACUAGACACAAGAAAAUGGCCACCACUGAAGGUUUAUGAUCUCAAUGAGGUUCAGCUACAGGCAGUGAGGAUAGCUCUUACGAAGGAACUUGCCAUUAUUCAAGGCCCACCAGGCACAGGCAAGACAUAUGUGGGCCUGAAGAUCAUGGAAGUUCUCUUGGAGAACAAAGCUCAGUGGUCAUAUCCAGGGUCCAACAAUGUGAUCCUUGUUGUCUGUUACACAAACCAUGCCCUGGAUCAGUUCCUUGAAGGAAUUCACAAGUUCCAUCCAUAUGGUAUCAUUCGAGUCGGAGGGCGAAGCAGUAGCAAAAUUCUUGAACCUUACAACCUGAAAGAACUACGCAGUGACAGAAGGAGAAAGAAAAAGAUGAGAAGGAUUGUUCAUGACAAUUAUUGGGAAUGUAAAAACCAAAUGGCUGCUAUCAAAAACACAAUUGAGGAGGUAGGCUGUAGGAUCGAGGCAAGCAUGCUUGGUGUUCUUCAUGAAGAUGUAUUGAGGCCACAUAUGGAACUUAAUCACUUUAGAAGCCUUCUAAAGAAGUUCAGAAUGGGUAGACAAUCAGCCAUUUUAACAUGGCUUGAGUUCAGAGACCUACCAGCUAGUACUCGAGCUGAAAAAACAUUCCAACGACUCAUAGAUUAUUGGACAAAAGCAGUUCUGGAUUAUGUCAGUUAUCAAGGACCCAUCAAAGAGGAUUUUUUCGAUAAUGGUCAGAUUCUGUCAAUGCCAUUUGUUGAGAGAGCUCAUAUGUACAAAUUAUGGCUUGAACAGUUUAGAUUUAAUGUCAAUCGGGGAAAAGAAAAAAUAGAGACACAGUGUCAAGAUGGAACUAUGACCAAUAGAGGUGGCCAUUUCAUUCUUCAAAAGUUGACUUCUCAGCUCAAACAGGCAAUGAUCUCCAUACUUCCAGAUGCUCUUUUACAGCAGUUUGUUCCAAGGCCUGUAUACAAGCUUAUCAAGGACACAUACUCUGAACACAACGAGGAAUACUCAAUCAAAGUAUGGCUUGGAGCUACACCACUUGUAGCUGUCGAUGAAGAUGAACUCUAUGAUGCCAUUGAAGAACUGGAUGAAAUCAAAUCAGGACUCUCAAAGGCAGAUGAAACAGCAGCUAUCAUUACCGGACAGAGAUUUGUUGAUGAUGAGGUUGAUAUUGUUUCAAAGCCAUCAGUUCAGAUGUCAAAGGCCACAAAUAAGUUGGCUCUGAGUUUUCAAUCGCUUCAUUACACCAAAUUACAUGAAGGAAACCAGAGUGCCAAUGAACAAGUUCAAUCUGCACACAAACGAAAGCAGAAGAAACGACUAGAGAAAAUUUUAAUGGAUGCACAACCCAUUAAUGCACAAAUAUUGCAAUGCAGGGAUGUGUGGGAUCUGAAUAUGAAUGACCGGGAAUCACUGUACAAGACAUGGGUGACAAGGUAUCAGCUUUAUUGCAAAUCAUCCAUCAAAGAUAAAGAACAGGAAUACAGACAAUUAGCAAAGAGGCGGAAGGAAGUCUUGAGGGAAGAGUAUAAAGAUAUUCUCUCUCAAGCAGACAUCAUUGGAAUGACAACUACAGGAGCUGCUAAACAUGCAGCUCUUCUUGAAGCUGUAGCGCCUCGUAUUGUCGUAGUAGAGGAGGCUGCUGAAGUCCUGGAGUCCCACAUAAUCACUGCCCUCAACACUGAGUGCCAACACCUCAUUCUCAUAGGAGACCACCAACAACUCAGACCAAACCCUACCGUCUAUGAACUGGCGAGGAAAUACCAUCUUGACAUAUCGCUGUUUGAAAGGUUGGUGAAGAAUGGGUUACAUCAUGUGACUUUAGAAUUCCAACACAGAAUGAGACCGGAGAUAUCUGUCCUAAUGAAACACAUUUACCCAACAUUGAAGGACCAUACCUCUGUUACAAACUUUAACUCUAUACGUGGUGUUGACAAGAACGUGUUUUUCCUUUCCCACCAGCACAGGGAACACCAUCUGAAUGAGACUAUGAGUAAGUCAAAUGAGCAUGAAGCAUCUUUCAUCAUAGCCUUGUGCAAGUACUUUCUGCUCCAGGGCUAUGAAGCAUCAGACAUAACAAUACUUGCUGCUUACACAGGACAAAUUUCAUUAAUCAAGAGACUCAUGGGAAAGGAGAAUGACCUCUUCCUAGAUGUGCGUUUGACUUCUGUUGACAAUUUUCAAGGAGAAGAAUGCAAGAUUAUCCUUUUGUCAUUUGUCCGCAGCAAUGAGGAAGGAUCUGUUGGAUUCUUGAGUAUUGACAAUAGGAUUUGUGUUGCACUCUCACGAGCAAAGGAAGGAAUGUUUGCUUUUGGGGAUUUUACUCUAUUUGCAGAAAAAAGCCCACUGUGGGCCAGUAUUGUACAGACGCUACGAUCAACAAACUCCAUUGGUCCAGUCCUGCUUCUGAGGUGCAGGAACCACCCGGAGAUAACAGUGUCAGUCUCAUCUGCUAGUGACUUUAACAAGGCUCCCAGAGGCGGAUGCACAAAGAGUUGUGGUGUCAGUCUCAUGUGUGGUCACAAGUGUGAUGAAAUUUGUCAUGUAAAUGACAUGGAACAUAGAGAGCAUAAAUGUCAGAAACCAUGCAAAAGGCUAUGUGACAAAUGUGGACAAAGAUGUUUGAAGAGAUGCUUUCAAAAAUGUAAAUGCACUAACAUGGUAAGAAAGACAAUACCUAAAUGUGGUCAUACAAAAGAAAUGCAGUGUGACUCAGAUCCUUCACUUUGGAAGUGUAGCAAAUUGUGCAUGGUGGUUCUGCCAUGCAGGCACAGAUGCGCUGGUAUUUGUGGAGAAUGUAAAAAUGUACAGUCUGGCCACAUGAAGUGCAUGAAGCCUUGUGCACGGCAUCUUUCCUGUGGUCAUUCAUGCAGAGGGGUUUGUGGAGACUGUACACGAAAUGGCUGCAUGGAAAAGUGUGAACAAAUCGUCAAUGUAAAACUAAAAUGUGGACAUAAUUGUCGUAUGCAUUGCCGAGACUCAAAGAAAAACUACAAAUGCUCUCAUAAAUGCGAGCAAAAUCUGACUUGUGGACACAAGUGCAUGCAAAACUGUAGCCAAUGCAGUCUUUUGGGUCAUGUCAAGAAGUGUGCUGUUACAACGAAAGAGACACUUCCGUGUGGACAUGUUAUUGAAAGUGAAUGCCACAAGUCAACUUUACAGAUGAAGUGCAUGAAGCCUUGUGCACAACAUCUUUCCUGUGGUCAUUCAUGCAGAGGGGUUUGUGGAGACUGUACACGAAAUGGCUGCAUGGAAAAGUGUGAACAAAUCGUCAAUGUAAAACUAAAAUGUGGACAUAAUUGUCGUAUGCAUUGCCGAGACUCAAAGAAAAACUACAAAUGCUCUCGUAAAUGCGAGCAAGAUCUGACUUGUGGACACAAGUGCAUGCAAAACUGUAGCUGUUACAACGAAAGAGACACUUCCAUGUGGACACGUUAUUGAAAGUGAAUGCCACAAGUCAACUUUACAGAUGAAGUGCAUGAAGCCUUGUGCACGACAUCUUUCCUGUGGCCAUUCAUGCAGAGGGGUUUGUGGAGACUGUACACGAAAUGGCUGCAUGGAAAAGUGUGAACAAAUCGUCAAUGUAAAACUAAAAUGUGGACAUAAUUAUCGUAUGCUUUGUCAUUCUACUAAAUGGGAUUUCAAAUGUGUUUGUGACCAAACAUAACGUUCAAAGAGUCCAGAUGUAGCGCAUCGUUUAAGGAUGACCGUCUACCCGGUUUGAAAAUUGGAAUGACAUCUUAUUUGAAACCACCAGGAUACCUAUGUUCGUUGUAAUGAAAUGUCGCCAUGAACACUUCUGUGAACACACUCUUUUUUGAGUGCAGUUGUUGAGUGUAAAUUAUUGCUACUUUAGUUUUUUAACAUGACACAAAGCCAACACUCACUAUUCAAAUAUGAUAAAAUGACACAAAACCCAAGCUGUUCCAAUACGAUUAGACGAGACAUAACCUGACCAUCAAAGUGAAAGUCCGAGUUAGAAUAGGUCUUCAGCAACCCAUGCUUGUCUUCCCUCGUGAAGAUUUGAGUUAGAAUAGGUCUUCAGCAACCCAUGCAUGUCAUAAGAGCAGACUAACGAGAUCGGAUGGUCAGGCUCGCUGACUUGGUUGAUGUAUGUCAUUGUAUCCAAAUUGCGUAUAUAGUUGCUCUUGAUGUCGAUCACUGAAUUGACUGGUCCGAUUCGAUUAUUUCAGACCACUGUCAUAUAGCUAGAAUAUUGCUGAAUUAUUUAUUGCUUGAAUAUUGUUCGUUAAACAACAAACGAAACCUGACAAUCAUUAUUAUGGUGUUAUAACAUGACACAAUUCCUAACAGUAACUAUUAAUGCGAAAGUAGUAACCUUAAGUAAAAGGUGACUAUGCUUGUCGUAAGAGGCGACUAACGGGAUCGGGUGGUCUCUGACUUGGUUGAUGCAUGUCAUUGAUCCAAAUUGCGUGGAUCGAUGCUCAUGACAUUAAUAACUUAAUUGUCUGGUCCAGACUCGAUUAUUUCCAGACCGCCGUCAUAUAGAUGGAAUAUUGCUGGGUGCGGCGUUAAACAACCAAGUAACCUUGAACAGUAUUUACGAAACAGGACGUCCUACCGUAGCCUUUCAGAUGAUUAAAGUUAUUUUGAGGAUUAUAUCACGCGAAAAAAGUAUUCUGGCUUUGGAUGUCUUAGGGUAGCAUAGUUUAUCAACUACAUUACAAGUUUAACAUGAAAGCAGGAACGUUUGUAUGGUUAAAAACAUGACCUGAUGAAGGUGCAAGAAAUUGUUCCUGAAAUAUCCCGAUAAACAAUAACGAAAUUGCUAUCGAUGAAAAGCUCCAACUCUUGUUCGUGACAUCAGUUAAGUUGAGUUCAAAGAUGUUAAACAUUCUUUUUACCACUAUUUUGCCUUUUACACCCAGCUGAAUCUGUUUCAGCAGAUAAUGGAGGCUGAAAUAUUUGAAAUAUUUCACGUUUGAAAUAUAGGUCAAUUUCAUAUUGCGGUGUAGUGAAUGGAAUGGAUAGUAGCAGUUGGUAAAUAAGCUGCUGUGUAUAUUUUGUACAUGCAUCCCCAAAGACAAAACGCUUUCUUCAUCUCUAUAUAUUUUAUAUUGGAAUAUAACUGUUAGUAACAUGUUUCUAUUUCUUUUUCGCUUAUUGGUUAAUAUUUCGUAUUAGGGAUUUCUAACUAUCACAGGUGUCGUAUGUAUAUCAUAAGCAUGUUGUUCGAUAUAAGUAAACCCUGCAGAAGUAGUUGUGAUUAAGUGUCAAAGAGAAUUCUACAUGACAAAAUAUGUUUGCUUGAAACCAUGUUGUAAAUAUUGUGUGAACAAUCAGAUCUUACGUUACACAACUGUAAGCCAUGUGACCCUUCAAAACAAAGCAUCACUUGAUUCUGUUUCUGUUCCUUCGUAUCAUAAUUGAAUUGAAGUACCUCGUAGACAAGGAUCCACAAAAAUUGUCAUCACAAAAGUAAUAAUAAAUUAUGAAUACAAAUUAUAGACAAAUUGGUAUUGUUUUUUUAUUUCACCCAUCUUUAAUAUCUUAUUAUUGUUAUUAAUGCUGUGUAAUGUAUUACAGUUUGAUACGUGUAUCAUAUUAAGGUUGUUUGUGUAUAACACUGGAUGAAAAACAAUUCCUGCUUAUGUCAAAAGAAUUACAAAUAUAUGUAAAACCAUCACUGACAAUGAAGAACUAGAUUCUUCUUAAACUGGUAUUAUAGGCAUGUUCCUUCUUAAAAAGUUACUCAUACAUUUUGUUUAAUCUAUGUGUGUAUAUAUUGGUUCCACUUUCCCCUGUUUGUGUGCAACAAGUUGUUGCUGAAACGUUAUCAGUUAGAUUCACAGUGCUGUAUCCUUUAAAUGGUGUUUAUCAUUAAACAAAAUAAAAUGAC